Molecule: messenger RNA, 1239 nt
Organism: Blepharisma stoltei
Lineage: Eukaryota; Ciliophora; Heterotrichea; Heterotrichida; Blepharismidae
Source: the annotation of a GenBank genome assembly
AUGUCGGAGUACUUACCUGUAAUAUUUAGUAGUCUAGGCAUAGGAAUUUGCUUUUGCCUCAAUCUCAUGCCAAUUCCGUCUCUCCUCAAAGCCAAUAAAACAAAAGAUCUUACAACAAUAUCUCACUUAUAUCUCAUUGUGUCUGCCUUCAAUUAUAUGUCAUGAAUUGUUUAUUCAGUAAAAAUGCAGCUCAUCGGCAAUUUGAUAAACAAUUCGGUAUGCUUAUGUUUAGAUCUAUCAUGGGUAAUUUUCUAUCACAAAAUCAAAGGAGAUUUACUGAUAUUUGUCCCUCUUUUUUUAAUUUUUUCAGGAUGCAUUGAAAGUGCAGUGUAUUUUCUUUGCCCUGCCUUUGUUAUGGGUGUUAUUGCAUUAAAUUUCUCAAUUUGUCUAUAUGCGGCGCCUAUAGAGCAAUUGAAAUACGUUUUUAAGCAGAAAAAUCAUCGUUAUAUAGACAUUUAUGUGAUACCUGCUUUAAUACUAUACUUUAAAAUAGCGACACGUGUCAACCUGCCCUCUUGGCGCAGCAGUCCAGACCUUAUGGCCACGGCGAACUGCAAUGGACUCCGAGCUGAGAAUCAAGUGCAGGCUUAAGAGAUGUGUAUCAGGGUAGGUUUCUGUCGUUGGAAAUGGAGGUGCUCAACAGCAUCCUUUGGGCAUUCCUCUCCCGAUGAACUGGGGCUUUCGCCCAGACCACAGGAGAGUAGUCUUUUUCCUGUAGCUGUCGAAGGAAGGCACUUCGGCACCCGAAAGACUCCAAGGAUCCUUGGAAUUAAGCUACUCCAAUCUCCCGUAGCAGGGCAGCAGAAAUUCAUAAGCACUCAAGACUGAAGCCGCAAGGAGGAGACAGAAGGUACCAGAAGUGAGACCCCACCUUCGUGGGAUAGACUUUCAGGCUGUAGUCGAAAAGCGGAUGACCCUCCCGUACGGGAGGUCUUUGGUGACUGUGUUACCAAUAUGGCUAACGCCUGACUUUUAAUAGCAUGGCUGGCCUAACCUGCUUUAAUGCUUAAUGCGCUAGCUUGGACUUGCUAUGGAUUUGCUGUGAAUGAUUGGUUUAUUAUUUCUCCUAAUUUUCCUGGGCUGACAUUUUCACUUUUUCAGAUUAUUGCAUAUUUUUGGGCUCGUGGAAAUAUUAAAUUCCCAUUGUUUGAGUGGAUUUAUUCAAAGUCAGGGAAAGAGCAGCUUAUUGAAGAGCAACCAGCUAAAAUACAACCAAAUCAAAAUGUUGAGAGCGUCUAG